AGAUGAACUGCAGUCAUGAUCUUGGUGGCAGCGCGUGUUCAGUCUGUCAGUCGAUGCAGAGACAGACAGGAAGAUAACGACAUCAUGAUCAGAAACAUCAACAGGAUCACUCUGCUGCUUCUCUGGCUCUCCUGUUGUUCACUGAGCACUAAGGUCCAUCAGUCUCCAUCAUCAAUAUUAGGAAACCCUAAUGUUUCAGCAACAAUCAGCUGCAACCAUUCAGUCAGUUCAUACAAUGUAAUACUGUGGUACCAGCAGCCGACGGGCGACUCUGGCCUGCAUCUCAUUGGAUAUCUUCUAUAUAAUAACCCGACCCUUGAGGAUCCAUUCAGACAGCAUUUUAAUGUGACUGGAGAUGGCUCAGUGAAAUCUCAACUUCAUGUACUAAAACUCAGACAGCCAGAAGACAGCGGCGUGUAUUACUGUGCAGCUAGUGGACAGGGAGCUAAUUACGAAGCCUACUUCGGCCAGGGAACUAAAGUGACUGUUCUCGAAGACGGUCUUACAAUCACCCCACCAACAGUGCAAGUGCUUCGACCUUCAUCAAAGGAGUGUGGAAACGACGAUGCACCGAAGAAGACCAUCGUGUGUGUGGCCAGCGGAUUCUACCCAGACCACGUCAGUGUAUCCUGGCAGGUCGACGGGGAGGCCGUCACCACUGGUGUGGCCACAGACAACGCUGCCCUGCGGGAAGACGACUUUUACAAAAUCACCAGCAGGCUGAGGGUCUCCACCAAAAACUGGUUCAAUCCUGAAACAGUAUUCACCUGCACCGUCAGCUUCUACAAUGGGACACACACUGAAACGUAUUCUGACUCUCUUCAUGGGGAAGAAGGAGGAGGCAUGACGAGAGAGAAAUAUUUGAGGAGCACGCAGACUGCCAAACUCUCCUACGGUGUUCUCAUCAUCAAGAGCAGCAUCUAUGGAGCCUGUGUAGCGUUUCUGGUGUGGAAGCUGCAGAGAUCAGCUGGGAAGCAGAACCACUGAGAGCUGAGAGCUGAACAAUAGAUGUUGGACGUCAAUAAUGUUGGUUUCUGGAAAAUGUUACAUAUUCACAACAGCUAAAAUAGAUUUCCAGUUUUAUGCAUAUUCUUGCUGAAGCUAAUUAGCAAAUACUUUGCAUCACAUCUUUAAAAUACUUAUAAUUGUUUUUGUAUCGCUUGUUUGCUAAAUUUCCUUUUCAAUAAAGUGUUAAAAGAUCUCAA
Messenger RNA from Cottoperca gobio, 1205 nucleotides. RefSeq names its product immunoglobulin lambda-1 light chain-like. The transcript is spliced from 9 exons. The record is from RefSeq and is a predicted model, not a curated record. Gene Ontology annotation, cellular component: plasma membrane. Lineage: Eukaryota; Metazoa; Chordata; Actinopteri; Perciformes; Bovichtidae. Gene Ontology annotation, biological process: cell surface receptor signaling pathway. The coding region runs from base 16 to 987 and encodes 323 amino acids.